Ostrea edulis (European flat oyster) is the source of this 4780-nucleotide messenger RNA. RefSeq lists its product as uncharacterized. Gene Ontology annotation, cellular component: nucleus. Bases 428 to 1111 code for a protein of 227 amino acids. NCBI's taxonomy places the organism in Eukaryota, Metazoa, Mollusca, Bivalvia, Ostreida, Ostreidae. The record is from RefSeq and is a predicted model, not a curated record. The transcript has 3 exons.
AUAUCUCUUUUCUCCUUCAGUGUUCGAUAGAUGUAAUGGAGUUCGGCAAACAACACAGUACAUCAGCUUGGCCAGCACAUCUAGCUCAACAACUCUCCGUCCACUCCUCCACUCGUUUGUCGAAUUAUCUUCUCUGGUAUCAAUCGUGUAUGUUGCACAGAUAUAUCGCUGGGCCGGGAUUCAUAAAGAUUCUAAGAAAAUUCUUAGAUCUCAUACUUAAGUAGUAAAAAAAUUCUUAGCUAAGAAAAAUACUUAAGUAUUAAUUCAUAAAAAUGUUAAGCAUAAUUCUUAACUAAGUUUCAAUCUUAGAAAAAUGAAACACUUAAGUAGAAAUUCUAUGGCGACGCGAACGAUUUCCCGGAAUUUUUACCGCACUCUCCAGCAAAAGAGGUAAAAAGUUGAGGACAGUGAUGUCAACAACAACAUCAUGGAAUCCAAGCAGACGAAAAGAAAGCCUAAUUGGAAUGCUGAUGAAACGCUUGCCUUGGCUUCGUUAGUAGAAGAGAACAAGCAUAUCCUGAGGGGGAAAUUAGGGCCCACUUUAACCUCCGAGAUGAAGCACCGCACUUGGCAAAGUAUUGCCGAAAGACUAGCCGUGAUGGGGGUGGGUCCAGCUAGGACAGCGGUGGAAGUGGAGAAGAAGUGGCACAACGUCUUCUCCAAAUCUAAAUCUGAAAUCUCAGAUCACAGAAGAGUUGUGAAUGGGACAGGCGGGGGCCCACCACCAAAACCUCUCAGCGCAGUUGCCACAACAGUGUGUGGUGUGGUAGGAGAGGAUAAUGCUUGCCUCAGUGGGAUUGAUGGUGGGAUUGACUCCUCUCUCUUGCAGAUAUUAAACAUUGGUGAAGGGAGUCAACCAGUGGGAAUCAAUGUCUUUGAGGGACCUCCUGGUAUGGAUCCCCUCAUUCACAGCUCUAGCCCUCUAGUCGCCGCACCUGUACAAGAGCCUUCACUACCAUUAACAUCCAUGACUACAAGUUUGCAGGCCUCUGAAAAUAGAAGCAGUCAGCCUGAUUUGAAAAGGAGAAUCGAGGAGCUGAUUUGCAGGAAGUUGGAACUGGAAGUCCAGUAUAUGGAAUUAAAGAUUAAAAAACUAAAGCAAGAGGAAUGAAUUUUAUUAGCUCACCUGAGCCGAAGGCUCAAGUGAGCUUUUCUGAUCAAAAUUUGUCCGUUGUAUGUCGUCGUCGUAAACUUUUCACAUUUUCAUCUUCCUCUCAAGAACCACUGGGCCAAUUUCAACCAAACUUGCCACAAAGCAUCCUUAGGUGAAGGGCUUUCAGGUUUGUUCAAAUGAAGGGCCAUGUCCCUUUCAAAGGGGAGACAAUCACAAAAAUGCAAAAAUAGAGUGGGGUCAUUUAAAAAUCUUCUUCUCAAGAACCAUUGGGUCAGAAAAGCUGAAAUUUUCAUGAAAGCUUCCUGACAUAGUGCAGAUUUAAGUUUGUUCAAAUCAUGGCCCCCAGGGAUUGGAUGGGGCCACAAUAAGGGAUCAAAGUUUUACAUACUAAUAUGUAAGAUAAAUCUUUAAAAAUCUUCUCAAGAACCACUGAACUAGAAAAGCUGAGAUUUACAUGAAAGCUUCCUGACAUAAUGCGAUGUGACCCCUGGGCCUCUUGUUUAUAUUUAAAAGCAUUUUAAUUGAUGUACUAUAUGUACAUGUUCUUAUCUCAUCUGAGUGAAAGGUUCAAGUGACCUUUUAAAUCUGAUCAAACUCUGUCCAUUGUCUGUUGGCACACAGUUGGGCCACAUGAAUAGAUCAUUUUUUUUAUACAUGGGAAAUAUUUUGUAAAUCUUUUCAAGAACAACAAGGCCAUGGUUAGUAAUAUUAACAAGCAAGCAAUCUAUUGUAGUGCAGAAUCAUAUAACAGCUGUAGGACCAUCAAGGAACCUGGGUUUAAGGGUGGGCUAGAAUCUAUGAUAAAAUUUUACAAUGAACAUGGAUAUAUUAUAAACAAAGAAUAUUUUUUUUAAAUCCUCUCCAGCAAGAUCAUUAAAUUCAGUUGUCACCCUCUGGGGCUAUAGGUAAAAACUCUAAUUUACCAUACCAUUUGUAAUACCAUUGAAUAUUAACUACAUGUUUUCUUUCUUUCACAUUAAAUAGACAUGUAAAUAUGAUGCCGUAACUGAUAAAACAUUUAGAUUUCAUACUAUUAUUGUAUAUGAUAUCUGAAAGACAUAGAAAUUCAGUAUACUUUACCAGACAUUGUUGUGUUUGUCAUAAUAGAUAUUAAUAAUUAAUAAAUUAAUUUUUUAUGUUUCAUAUUUCAACAUUAAUAAGUAGAUACUCAAUAGAUGAAAUUAAUGAUAUGUGUGUUAAAAUUUUCACUUUCCAUAUAAAGUAGUUGUUGGCUUUUAACUUUUCACAUUUUCAUUUUCCUUACUAGAAUGACUAGGCCAAUUUCAACCAAACUUGGCACAAUACAUCCUUGGGCAUUUUCCCCCUCAAGAACCCCAUAGCUAAAUUGCAUGGUCAAAAUGUAAUACAUUUGUAAGACAGUGUGGUGUUUUUCUAAGUAGAUAUAUUAUUUCAUUACUAUAUGAAACAUAUUAUUUAAAAAAGCUGUAAUUUAAGUAGCUCAUAAAGAUCUUGUUUUCUUGUGAGCUCUAUAAAUCAGUAUGGUAAAAUCUGAUUGGUUUGGUUAUUUAAAAAAAUUGGUUGUUGUACACAUGAUAAAUCACAUGAAUACAACAAUCAAGUUAUAUAUGUUAAUAUUGAUAUCAUUAUGUGUAGAGAGAGAAGGGGGGGGGGGGGCAUGUUUUAAGUAUGAUCAAUUGUUAUUUGAGAAGCAUAAUAUCUUGGAUGCGAAUUACAAAAAAAAUAUCAUUCAGAAUACUUCUAUAGUAAAUCCCCAUUGUAGGCAUUAAUUGUUAAUAUUAAAUUAAGCAAAAAAAACAAAACAACAACAACAAAAAAAACCACUGCCGGGAAUGACAAAACUUUCAUAAAAGCAUGUUUCAUAUGAAUUAUUGUAGUAAAAAAAAUCUUCCACCCGCCCCAAUAGUCAAUGCUCAUCUAUUUUCAAAUUGUUAAAAAAGAAGAAGAAAAGAAAAGAAAAUUCCCCACAUCUCGUUAUGCUAUAUGUUUAUAUCGAAAUAAUUUCUAAGUUUGAAUUUUAUGUUUAAAAAAAUAUUGGAUAUCAAUAUAUAUUCUGGUACUGUGUUACCUGAGUAUGUGAUAGUCAGGUGCAUGUGACAUGUACCACCCUCCCCCUUUUAUUUACAAAAUAAUUAAUAAUGUACCCUUUAUUUACAUGUCAGUGAAAUAUAACAAUCAAAGUAGAUAUAUAUUUUAUUAUUUUAUAGAUUACAUGCAAGAAAAGGAAUUUAAAUUCUAAGAAUUGCAAUAAUCAAAAAGAGUCAAAGCUGAAAUUGCACAGUCUAAAGAAUUGACAGCUGUUUACAUCACAUUUAUGUGACAUUAUAUUCUAAAUUUGACGUUACCUAACUAAUAUUAUCCAUAUCCAUGAUGCAGUGUCUGCAUUUGAUUUCAAUUCAUGAAAGUGCCAGUAUAUAUAUUUUAUAAUUUAUAUGUUGAAACACUUUUACAUUCUUAUUUUGUCAAUCUCACAAGUUCCCCCCCCCCCCAUUUUUUAAACAAUACAUGCAAGAAAAAGGAGAAAAUUUACAAUAAAUGUAAAUUGGAAUAAUAAUACUAAUACUACUAAUAGUAAUAAAACCAAAUAUUGAAGUGGUUUUUAUUUAGUUUCAUGUUUACACCCCUCCAUUUGGAAACUGUUGGAUCCACCCGAUUGUUUCUCAAAUAGGGGGCGCUAAGUUUCGAACUAAUUUUACACCAAUCAGAAUUUGUUUAUACCAAGAGGGAAAUAUGGAUGUGAGAAAAGCAAAGACUCGUUUAUCAUGUUUAUUUAGAAUAUUUAAAGGUGUGCAUGUGUCUUGUGUAUGAAAGAUUUUAAAUCUUUACCUGUUGUAAUUCAACUGCGAUGGUUGGUUUGGUCUCAGAAAAGGAGUCAAUAACCAACGUUUGGAGGGAUAUCCGCUGUCGCCAAGCAAAUGUGUGUGAAUGGGGAUGUGAUUAUUUUCGAACAGGACUCUCAAACCACUUUCGUUAAGGAUUCGGGAAUCGUGAGUGGAGCCUGGCCAUUUAGCAACAACAUCAAUGAUUCUAUAUUUUGCAUCAAAAACAACUUGUGUGUUAAUACUGUGGUAGUUAUGUCUAUUGACGUAUUCAUUUUCAUACUCGUGUGGUGCAAUUAUUUGAAUGUGGGUACCAUCGAUGGCGCCUACUAUCCCUGGGAAGCCCGCGAUUGCGUGAAAAGACUCUUGGUUUCUUCUAAUCUCUGCUGCGCUAGAUGGAAAUUGUACAAACCGACUGAUCAUAAGAGGGGAGGUAAGGCUUGCCAGUGUUACGGUAAUGGCCCGUGAGACAGUUGGUUGAGAAACACCCAUGUCAUCGCCGUUGCACAGCUGCAUUUUGCCCGUAGCUAGAAACCUCAAAGUAAGAAGAACUUUCUGAAGAGAGGAUAAUGCCAUAUUACGCCGAGAGCCACUAGAUAUUUGAUCACGAAUAAGUGAUUCCACAAAAAGGAUUCCACCUGAAUCAAGCCGAAAACGUUCGAUAAGUUCACGAUCACUGUACUGCUGUAAACAGUCUUUUCUCUCUCUAAAAUUCCUUCUGUGAACUAUGUUGGGAGCCAUUUUAUUUGUGAACUUAAGAAAUUCUGAAAACUUAAGUCUGCUACAGACUACACUUACUUUUAAGAAUUGUUUAAGAAUUUUCUAAGAAUUAAGUUGUUUUAUGAAUAAAACUUAAGAUAAAUACUCA